Messenger RNA from Racocetra persica, 417 nucleotides. The record is from the annotation of a GenBank genome assembly. Lineage: Eukaryota; Fungi; Glomeromycota; Glomeromycetes; Diversisporales; Gigasporaceae.
AUUCAAGUUCAGGAAAAUGAAACCGUUCAGCAAGUCACUGCUGAUGAAAAUGAAUUACAAGAAAUUGUUUUAUCUCUACCAUCAUCAUCAUCAUUGGCAGGAUAUCGGUUAAAUCCUGUAGAAUUUGAGAAGGAUGACGAUACAAAUUUCCAUAUGGAUUUUAUCACUGCUGCUUCUAAUCUACGAGCCGCUAACUACGCUAUUCAACCUGCUGACCGUCAUAAGACCAAGUUCAUUGCUGGUAAAAUUAUACCGGCUAUCGCUACAACAACUUCAUUGGUAACCGGAUUAGUUUGUCUAGAAUUAUAUAAAAUUAUUGCGGGAAAAAAUAAGUUGGAGGAUUACAAAAAUGGUUUUGUGAAUUUAGCUUUACCGUUUUUUGGAUUCUCUGAUCCUAUUGCCAUGCCAAAAUAUAAG